CACUCCUAAAAGUGUGUAAUCCUAAAACUCCUAAGCGUGCGAAGUAAAAAAGUAAACAAAAGACAAAAACACACAAAAAAAAACGGAGCUACAUGGAUUGCUGCCACUCUCGGCGGCGCAUGCGCAGAAAUCAACUUAUCGGACAUUUUCUAUUGGUAUGAACAAAUUUGUUUGUUUGUUCGUUCGUUUUGGGGUUUUUUUGGCCUCUGGCUUUUUCGGGUUUUAUCGUCUCCUGAUCACAUACUACAUAUCUUACGUCAUUUACAACCUCUGCAUGUUAGAAGCUACAGAAUGGACACCUCCAUGCUAAUAUGUGUAUAUGUGUAUCUAUAACUCCUUUAAAGGUAAGGAGUGCUGCUGUGUUUACUGUUCAUGCCAUGAGCAGCCAUUUUGAUUUGACGUCUCUUGCUGAACUCAGGGUUUAGAAGACUGUCCCGAGUUCCCAUCUCUCCUCGGUAAAGUAGUUAGAUUCUUCAGAUUCUUCUUUCUUGGCGUAUUAAACUAAUCCUCUUCUCUUGUUUGUUUGUUUGUUUGUUUAUUUCCCUUCAUCCUGUUUUCCUUAUUUUUAGUUCCAGCUUCUAUACACAGUGACGUCUUCUCUGCUUUUUUUUAUUAUUUUUUUUUAAUUGGUUGCACAUAUAUAUGUAUACACGCGCGUGCGCACACACACACACACACACACACACACACACAGUGUAUAUAUAGCAUAUCACACUGCAGUGGUGUGACACCCUUGCGGAGGAAGAAAAAAAAUCCGAUUUCAGUUAAGUGAAAUCCUUAUACAGGAGUGCGCUGAGAGAGUAGACAAGAUUUAUUUUAUUAUUUUGAAUAAAGUGCUGCUGUCAGCGUUAGUCAGCACAUUUGGGGGGAAGAAACAUCCUUUGUGUUUUCAGUUUCAGGCGUUUUUUUUUUUUUUCUCCUCUGAGUGCAUUUCACUUUUGUUUACAUAAAGCAGUGGUGAGAACACAGAACCCACAGCUCAUCAUCCGUCUUUCUGCUCUCACUCCGUUCAUCUCUCUCUCUCACCUCUCACUACUGCAGUGCUUGUUUCCUCCCUCCCGCUCUCUCUCUCUCCCUCCCUCCCUCCCUCCCUCUCUCUCUCUCUCUCUUUCUCUCUCUCUCUCCCUCCCUCUCUCUCUCACUCUCUCCCUCUCUCACACACGCUCUGCCUCUCUGUGUCUUGCUUUAACUAAAAUCGUAUCUCAGGAGCACAUCCUUAACUGGCAGACAAAUUACAAGCUCGGUACUCAACAGAAGACAUCCUGUCCUGUCUACUGCAUAUUCACUUUUUUUUUGUUCACUUGUUUUGCUUUAAUAUUAUUAUAUUUUUUUUCCUCUUAAAUUGAAGCUCAUGAUUGCAGGAAUAAGACACUGAAGAACUCUAAACUGCUGAAUGAGGAAUGUGUGGAAUGAGCGCACAUCGUUUACGGACAGUCAAACUGGAAACCGAGUUUUAGGAGCGCGUGUCGGCGGUGCGCGUGAUAUCGCGGAGCUUCGUGCCUAACGGCCACGAUGAGCCGAGCAAAGACGGAGACAGGUUCAUGUGUAACGAGAGAAUCCGUGUGAGAUUAGCGCUCCAGCCAUCUCCCUUCUUCUCAUUCAGAACCAAGAUCCAGAAGAAAACGUCCUCUUGGGCUUUUUCUUCAGCUUGAUUUUGUAGUAAAGUGUGUGUGAGAGAGAGAGAAGAAUUUUGGCUUGUUGUGAUCACACUGCGUGGCCUGGGUCAGGAUGCAGGUGUCGUUCGUGUGCACGGACCACCGCUCUAUGAGCCGCAGCACGGACGAGCGGAUGAACCGACAGAAUGCCAGCAGCCCGAGCGCCGGCACACGCAGCAAGUUCAAAGCCGUUGCCAUGGUGGCGCGCAGCCUCGGGCAACUGUCCGUCCAGAGCGUGCCGUCCUCCAGCGACCAGAGCAUGAGGACGGGCAUGAAGUAUAGAAACCUUGGGAAGUCUGGACUGAGGGUGUCGUGCCUUGGGUUAGGAACAUGGGUGACGUUUGGUGGUCAGAUCACAGACGAGACGGCCGAACAGCUGAUGACUCUGGCGUACGAGAACGGGAUCAAUCUGUUCGACACGGCUGAGGUCUACGCUGCAGGAAAGGCCGAGUUAGUGCUGGGCAACAUCAUAAAGAAGAAAGGAUGGAGACGCUCCAGUUUAGUGAUCACCACCAAAAUAUUCUGGGGUGGAAAGGCGGAGACUGAAAGAGGACUUUCCAGGAAGCAUAUAAUAGAAGGUUUAAAAGCUUCACUGGAGAGAUUGCAGUUAGAGUACGUGGACGUGGUGUUUGCUAACAGACCUGACCCCAACACGCCCAUGGAAGAGACGGUGCGAGCGAUGACCCACGUGAUCAAUCAGGGAAUGGCGAUGUACUGGGGCACGUCCCGCUGGAGUCCCAUGGAGAUAAUGGAAGCGUACUCUGUGGCGCGGCAGUUUAACCAGAUCCCCCCCAUCUGCGAGCAGGCGGAGUAUCACAUGUUCCAGAGAGAGAAGGUCGAAGUGCAGCUGCCCGAGCUUUUUCAUAAGAUUGGUGUAGGGGCAAUGACGUGGUCCCCGCUAGCCUGUGGGAUCAUCUCAGGGAAAUACGACAGCGGUGUUCCUCCGUACUCCCGCGCCUCUCUCAAGGGCUACCAGUGGUUGAAGGACAAGAUCUUGAGCGAGGAGGGCCGGCGUCAGCAGACGAAGCUGAAAGAGCUGCAGGCCAUCGCCGAGCGGCUGGGGUGCACGCUGCCACAGCUCGCCAUCGCGUGGUGCCUAAGGAAUGAAGGAGUCAGCUCUGUGCUCUUAGGAGCCUCCAACACGGAACAGCUCAUGGAGAAUAUAGGCGCAAUACAGGUCCUCCCGAAGUUGUCCUCUUCCAUCGUGCACGAGGUGGACAGCAUACUGGGGAACAAGCCCUACAGUAAAAAGGACUAUCGCUCGUAGUGUGCGCGUGUGUGCGUGCGUGCGUGUGUGUGUGUGUGAAGCCCAGGGGCCGCCCUGCACCGAGCCCCUUUGCCUGUUCCUCUGUUUGCUUGAGCUUUUACUGAAUGAGUAAGCAGCGCAUGAGACCGGCAGGUUACACCCCGACCCUGCAGGGGGAGCCGUGUAGACACAUACAGGGAACGAUGAAACAAAACAUCACAAAAAAUACACACGAGGUUUAAAAAAAAAAAAAAAAAAACAGAGAGUAAUAUUCACGGAGAAAAGGAAAGAGCCGGACCUACCUACCUGGGAGGAUCAUUACAAUUUAAUAGAAAGCUGACGUUAAUUUAAAAAACUAAAUAAAUAAAAAAUUACAAAAAAAAGAAGAAAGCGAAAAAAAUAGCACCCGCUUGCUUGGCUGUAGGAAAUAUUCCGUUUUCCUCUGCGCAUUGUUUUUGAUACUCCAAUGCAUAUUUGACCAAAAAUAAAUAUGUAAAAAUAAAUAAAUACUGCAGAGCUUACGUUUGGGUGAUCAGUUCAUGAUUCGUCGCACAUCUCCCAUGGUCACUCAUGAGGUCUGUCUCGCCGAAACCAUUCACUGUGUCGUCUGCGUCACGAUUGCACACGCCCCCUUCGCAGAUGAGCCAAUCAGCACUUUAAGAGUCCAUCUGAGGGAGUGGCUAUGGGAGGCACUGGUGUCUAAACAGAUAUACGAGCAUCAUUUUUUUGUUUUUUUUCUCUCCCCGAAAUACAACCGCAGCAGUAAUCCUAAUGUUAUGGAAUUAUUUCUCAAAUUUCUCUGGAGCUUUAGUGUUACUGCUGAUCUGGAAGAGCGUCGAGUGGCGUUCUGCGUCUCGCCUGCUCAGGAACGCGAUGCGCAUUGUGAAUAGGAGCGCAUGCUGUCUCUCACUUCUAGACGCUGGACGUUACCGUUUUAAGAUCCGGCGUCAUUUACAUGUGGCUGAAGCCAAAGAAUAUAUCCCAGCUCCGUCUACAACAUCUCGCUGUAAUCUCUCCUGUCUGAAGCGGUCAUUUAACAGCAUGUACUUCCUGUUAUUCCCUUACUCUAUAUCAUAUCAUGUAUAUCACAUAUCUCCUCUCGCGUAUGUACUCACUCUGGCCAGGAUACGUGGCGUAUUGAUAUAAACACGUUUAUACACUUACACUGUAUAUCUUAGGAAUGUCGUUAGAUCUUUUCUGCACCAUGUAACACCGAGUUCAGAUGAAAUUUGAAGGAAAACGACCAACAGAUAAUUCUUUCCGAAUUGUAAUGAAACUUCUCCCCGACUGCAUGAUGACCAUUUUCCCCGAAGCAUGCGCUCUCUUCAGCCAUUACACGAUUCGUGUGUGUGUGCGUGUGUUUGUGUAUAUAUACAUAGAUUUUUUUUACAUUGUUUGGUCGAUCGAUUUAUGUUUUUUUUUUGUUUGUUUUGUUUUUUUACCGAGACACACAUUUGCUUGCGUGACACUACGUUCGCACCUGCAGCGACAAAGUAUUUAUUUUCAACAAGUGUCCGUGACCGUCGGCGACUAGAUGUGGGUGUGUCCAGCAACAUGACAAACUUGAGAAAAGUUUACCUUUAUGUAAAUUUAUGCAAUUUUAUGCAAGUAUGCUCACAUUGCGACAACCAAUGUGAUUGAAGACAGUCAAGCGAACACGUGAUCCGCCCUGCUGCCUGCAGGUCCGAAUUGUCUCGUGGACUCAGACAGUCUGGCGCUUCCACUUUCGCAGCAGGUAAGAUGGCCGUGAUGGUAGAGCCCUCACACUUCUCCUUCGUUUCACAGGAUGUGAUGCAUUUACACACUGGUGAAUUUGAGAUAUAAACGCUCUCCCUCCAGAAUGUUUCAUUUUAGCGGCAAGAAAACUAAAACAUUUGUUGUGAAAGAGUGGAACGUGACUUUAUAGUACGGCGACUUGUGAUGCAUGAGGCUGUCUUAAAGGUGCAUGUUCUGGACACUCAGGCGGCAUGGCGGAUCUUCUAAGGUCUUCAAUCCCAUCUGUAGUCGCUGCACCAAAAUUGCAUAAAGUCAAACUUUUCUCGACUUUAUCAUGUCACUGGACACGCCCACAUCUAGUUAAGGACGAUCACAGACGCUCGUUGAAAACAAACGGCCUCUGGUUUCUUUGUUGCUGCGAAUCGCUGUAUGCGUGAAUGUACCUGCGGUCUCGCUUCACAAAGCUUUCACCAGAAACCCUGUCAGGAUUUAUUUUAAAUUGCUUUAUCACACGAUGGGAAAUGAACGUGUACGUCGCUCUUAGGAAACUGGAGCAGCUUUCUGUCAUUUCUAUAUCAUUUAUUGUGCUUAUUUUUUCUCGGUCAAGCCGGACUUAAAUCGGUAGACUUUAAAAAUCAGAUGAACGUUGAUAUUUGUUCGGAAGCAAGUAGUAUAAAUGUUAGAUUAGAUUAAGAUCGAGGUCAAAUCUUUUAGCUGUAGUUUAGUUUUAGACAGUUCGCGUCACUGUGCUCCAUACAGUAGACCCGGUUGUCCUGUUGUGUGUAGCGGCUGUGUGUGAAAUUAGGACGUUGUGGAAACCGAUUCUGAAUCGUUAAAAAAAAAAAAAGUUGUUGAUGUUAAGUGUCGUUUUUGUUUUUUACUUUGUGGAAACGUCAAACGUCUCGUUUCUUUGUGCGUUUUAUGGCGUCGCCCUGUUUCUGUGUUAGAGAUUUUCUCAGGAAAGAAGGGCAUUACUGUGUGUGUGUGUGUGCGCGCGCGCGCACGUGUCUGCGAUGGGCAAAUUAGUACAGCGUUCUUUAGUGCACUAGCGCCACACGUGGUCAUAAGUAAGUACUGCAUUUGAAAAGUAAAUAAGUAAAUAAAAACAAAUAAUCAAUCAGUGGUACUGGCUUGCUGUCGAACUCGUUCACUAGGGAAACGUGUCGUGCUUCUCAUCUCCCGAAGUAAAAACGAGACCCAGAACAGUGCUUUAAUGUUUCUACGUGAAACGCCUUUUUACAUUGUUUAUACCUGGAGUGGAAAUGCCGAGAGUGUGGCCGGAUGGACCGAGGAUGAGUGCUUAACCAUCAUCCGCUAUGUGCUGAGAAAUAAUUUUUUAUGUUCAUUAUUUGAAGGAUAAAGGCAAGGUUUAAAACGGGGUGAAAAAAGGGAUUUUAUUUUUUUAGCAUUCUUCGUCGCCCUGAUUUGAUGAUGAUGAGCAUCUAUUUGCACUGAAUAUGCAUUUUGAAGAACUCUGUAUAAUGUAUACAACGGCAAGCUUACAUUUCCACCCGCACGUGGAGAGAUACUGUAUGUCGAGACAGAGAUCUGUAUAUAGUUUGACCUUUGUACAUAUAUAUACAUAUAAAUGGUUGUGAUCA
Ictalurus furcatus (blue catfish) is the source of this 6218-nucleotide messenger RNA. It is a transcript of the gene kcnab2a, whose product is annotated as potassium voltage-gated channel subfamily A regulatory beta subunit 2a. Bases 1729 to 2922 code for a protein of 397 amino acids. NCBI's taxonomy places the organism in Eukaryota, Metazoa, Chordata, Actinopteri, Siluriformes, Ictaluridae. The record is from RefSeq and is a predicted model, not a curated record. Gene Ontology annotation, biological process: regulation of potassium ion transmembrane transport; transmembrane transport; potassium ion transport. Gene Ontology annotation, molecular function: transmembrane transporter binding; potassium channel regulator activity; voltage-gated potassium channel activity. Gene Ontology annotation, cellular component: juxtaparanode region of axon; cytoplasm; membrane. The transcript has 14 exons.